ACAGUCUCUAGGUAAAUUAGGCAGACACAGUUGUUUCGUAUGUCAGUGAAAAAAUCCACUUUUCCUGGACAUGGCGGCCCUCGUUGUCAACUUUCCUCUUUUUAGUUUCAGUUGCCAUUUUAGAAAUGGGCUAAAAACAUACCACAGGGGUAGAAGUUCACACAGGGGUCACGCGACGAGAGUGCGGCCACAGGUCUACUGCCACCUUCUGGUGAAAUAUAAAACGGCUUUUUUUUUUGUAUGUGUGUAUUGUUUACUGUGGUAAACUGUGCUGGCGGGCCACAUAUUGAUUUUAUGACAUGAUGCGUCGGGCCGGAGGAAAUUUGGACACGGGCCGGAUUUGGCCCGCGGGCCGGACUUUGUGCAUAACUGAUCUAGACUAACUAUUUUUGUGCUGUGGUUCGCACCCGUAUUCCACUUGUCUGUUCUGUCCCUCUGUCUGUCCCCUAAAAUCAUUUUCUGUCUGACUUCAUUUUCAAUAAAGAUCAGAAUAAUAAAACAAUUCAAAAAUAAGCACAGGGAGUAUUUCAAACUCCCCUGUUGCACAGCAAAACUGUUGCAGCACGAAAGGCAUGCAGAUGCACCAUUGUGCAUGGCCAUGGAGCUGAACAGGACAGGUAAAAAAAAUAAAAACAAUUCUAAAUCACAAGAAUUAAGUCUGGUAUUCAUCUAAAUACGAAAAUAAACAAACUGAGUCUGCUUAGGGUGGCAUGGUGGGCGACUGGCUAGAGCGUCUGCCUCAGUUCUGAGGACGGGGGUUCAAUCCCUGGCCCCGCCUGUGUGGAGUUUGCAUGUUCUCUGCAUGGGUUUUCUCCCGGCACGCCGGUUUCCUCCCACAUCCCAUGCGUGGUAGGUUGAUUGAAUACUCUAAAAUUGGCCGUAGGUGUGAAUGUGAGUGCGAAUGGUUGUUUGUUUAUGUGUGUUCUGCGAUUGGCUGGCAACCAGUUCAGGGUGUACCCCGCCUCCUGCCCGAAGAUAGCUGGGAUAUGCUCCAGCACUCCCGCGACCCUAGUGAGGAUAAGCGACUCAGAAAAUGGAGGGCUGGAUGGAGCCUGCUUAGACUAAUACCACACAAACAAUUAUGUUUUCAUAUUUUUAUUGAAAAUAAUGUAAGCAUUCACACGACAGGGAGGAAAAAGUAAGUGAACCACGAGACUACGGAUUCUCCAAGACCUCAUCAGUCAGGUGUGAGCCAAUCUGGAGUCCAAUCAAUGGUCUAGAUUGGAGGUGUGGCUUCAAGCUGCUCUGUCCACAAGAAAACACCAGUUUAGAAUUGUUUCUUGUCAAGAAGCAUUUCCUGGUGUUUACCAUGCCUCGCUCAAGAGAGCUCUCAAAAGACCUUCAAUGUAAAGAAUUGGUUAAUUGUAUAAACCUGGAAAAGGUUACAAAAGUAUCUUGAAAAGUCUUGCUAUUCAUCAGUCCACAGUUAGACAAAUUGCCUAUAAAUGGAGGAAGUUCAGCACUGUUCCUUCUCUUCAAAGGAGUGGCCGACCUAUAAAGAUGUCUGCAAGAGCACAGCGCAGAAUGAACGCUCAGUGAGAUACAAAAGAACCAUAAAGUGUCAGCUACAGACUCUGAGAAAUCUACCAUAUACCUAAAACAUUCAACAAGAAUGGGGUUCAUUAGAGAACACCAAGGAAGAUGUUGCUGUCAAAAAGACAUUGCUGCAUGUUUGAAGUUUGUCUAAGAGGACUUGGAUGUUUCACAGCAAUACUAUAAAAUAUUCGCUGGACAGAUGAAACCGAAGUGGAAUUGUUUUGGAGAAACACAAUGCCAUGUGUGAAAGAUAAAUGGCAGAGCACACCAACAUCAAAAUCCAACUGUGAAGUAUGGCGGAGGGAGCAUCAUGGUAUGGGUGUGCUUGUUAACUCAGGGCCUGGACAGCUUGCCAUCAUCAAUGGAAAAAAGAAUUCACAAGUGAAUCAAGCUGUUCCAACAGUGGAAGAUCAAAAGAGGAUGGGUGUUGCAACAGGACAAUGAUCCAAAACACAGAAGCAAACCAACAACAGAAAAAGAAAAUAUGUAGUGGCCAAGUCAAAGUCCUGACCUCAACCCGAUUGAGAUGCUGUGGCAUGACAAAGCUAUUUACACCAGACAUCCCAGGAAUCUUGCUAAACUGCAACAGUUUUGUAAAGUGCAAAGGUCCAAAAUUCAUCUUUGUUUGUGCACGUCUGAUCUGCAGCUACAGGAAACGUUUAGUUGAGGUUAUUGCUGGCAAAGGAGGGUCAACCAAUUAUUAAAUCCAAGGGUUCAAUUACUUUUUCCUCCCUGCCCUGUGAAUGUUCACCUUCUGCUCUAUAAAAAUAGGAAAAAUAAAGAUGUCAAUUGGGCACUCGACAGUCCAACAUUACUCCUCCUGUUUUGCCUCAUGUCUCCUUCAUGCUGAGCAAAGCCGCAGAAAACCAAAUCGGGACAACAUUUGAACUCGGUGCACUGCUCCAUAUUGGUAAAAUCCAUGUCACAUGGUUUAUGGAUGACAUGUUGUUGCUGUUCCCGGCACUCUUAUCCUCUGUCAGUUUCUGACCUUUUUAAGUGGAUUUUUGGCAUUUAUUGGCAUUUUUUGUCCAAAUAGUUACUUGUGUAACUGUAGACUAUUCCGCUAAUCCUGGAUAAGCCGUGCAAAUGCAUGGUUUCCAGAAAAAAAGACGACUCAUGCGGGAGCUAAAACCUGUAUUCAUCAAAUAUUAAUUCAACAUAAUCUGUCAUCAUUACUUUAAAGAGAUGAAUCAUGAAUUGUGUUAAAAGGGAUAUUUUUGGGGGUGCACGCCUUGGUAACAAAAAAAUAAUGUGUGAUUUGUGAGGAUUCAUCACUAGUCGAUGUAGUGACGUUAUGUCGAGCUGGGUGCCAAUAUGGCGCCCUCUCCUCUCAGCGUCCACACUUGUUUUUCCCCCCCCUCCCCCUUUGAUGCAGACAGCCUGCAAAACAGCCGCAUUUUGAGGGAGGCGGGGUACCCCUUGGCCUGGUCGCCGGCCAAGCAUUCGCAGUCACAGACAUGAGCCUACCAUGCAUGUUGUGGGAAGGUGGGAAGUACCCGGAGGAAACCCACGUGAGUACGGGGGAGAACAUGCAAACUCAGCACAGGAAGGCUGGAGCCUGAUUCGAACCCCGACCUUACACCUGCGAGGCAGAUGGGCUAACCACGGGGUCUCUGUUCCGCUUCAACAGCCGGCUGCGCCAUUUGCAAACGAGAGGAAGACGCUCGCACGAGCAGCGCCGCGGGCACAAGAGAAUUGAGAGCGCGACAUGUUCGCCAGGGUUGUCGCCGGCUGGGGUUUGCGGACCCACCGACACCGACACCGACCCCGCCGCCUCGGGAUCCACACCAAGGCGGCCGCGGCGGAGCCUCGGGAGCCCGCGCGCCUGCCCGCCUCGUCCACCUGCGGCCGGGUGAAGAGCAUGGACGAGCUGGGCGGGCCGAGCUUCGUGAGCACGCUCUACUGGCUCUUCGUCAAGGGCUACUUCCAAAGGACGCAGCAGAUGCAAAUCGAGCACAAGAAGCUGUACGGGCCCCUGUGGAAGUCCACGUACGGGCCCCUGGUGGUGGUGAACGUGGCCAGCGCUGAGCUCAUCGAGCAGGUCCUGCGCCAGGAGGGCCGAUACCCGGUCCGCACAGACAUGCCGCACUGGAGGCGCUACCGGGAGUUCCGCAAGCAAGCCUACGGACCUCUCACCGAGAUGGGGGAAAAUUGGCAUCGCAUCCGCAGCAUACUGAACCCUCGCAUGCUGAAGCCCAAGCACGUGGCCUCCUACGUGGACACCAUCAACCCGGUGGUGGCCGACUUCGUCGAGCGCCUCUACUGCUUGCGCGACGGUGGCCUGGUGCGCGACGUCACCGGAGAACUUUACAAGUUUGCUUUUGAAGGCAUCUGCUCGGUGCUGUUCGAGACGCGUCUGGGCUGCCUGGAGCGAGACGUGCCCGAGGAGACGCACAAGUUCAUCUGGUCCGUGGGCGAAAUGUUCCGUCUGUCUGCCGUCGUCAUCCUUUUCCCCAGGCGCCUCUGGCCCUACCUGCCCUUCUGGAACAAGUUUGUCGCCGCCUGGGACCACCUCUUCCAAUUUUCGGAGGAGCUGGUGCAGAAGAAGCUGGAGGAGCUCCAGAAGAGGGGCGAGUGGGUGCCUGGUGACGUGGAAGGCGCCUACCUCACUCACCUGCUACUCAGCGACAAGAUGAGCCUCACCGAGAUCCUGGGAAGCGUCACUGAGCUCCUGCUGGCGGGAGUCGAUACGACCUCCAACACGAUCUCGUGGGCGCUGUACCAUCUGGCCAAGGAGCCUAGCAUUCAGGACCGACUCCACCAGGAAGUGUCGGCUGUUAGUCCUGCCUCCCGCGGGAUGCCCACCGCCCAAGACAUCGCCCGGAUGCCUUUCCUCAAGGCCGUCGUUAGGGAAACACUGCGGCUUUACCCCGUCGUACCGGGAAACGCUCGCCUCACUGUGGAAAACGAGAUUGUGGUGGGAGACCAUCUCUUUCCCAAAAAGACUCUGUUCCACCUGUGCCACUACGCCGUCUCCCAUGACGAGGAUGUUUUCCCCGAGCCACAUCGCUUCCUGCCUGAGCGAUGGCUGCGCCACAGCAACGCCAGGCAGCAGCAACACCCGUUUGGGUCUGUGCCGUUCGGAUUCGGGAUCCGGGCGUGCCUGGGCCGGAGGGUGGCCGAGCUCGAGAUGUACCUGCUCCUGGCCACACUGAUCGGCGGCUUUGAAGUGAGGCCCGACCCGAACGUCACCGGGCCCGUCAAACCAAUCACCAGGACCCUGCUGUGCCCGGCCACGCCCAUCAACCUCAUCUUCGCCGACAGACCGCACACAUGAUGAUGAUGACGAUGAUGAUGAUCGAGGCUCAGUACACACGCAAACAAACGCACACACGCUCACUCAUUUUGGGUGACAAAUGUACUGUAAUUAAGGCAUGGCCUACAUUACACUCCAACCAAUCAGAUCAUUGAUUCCACACACCACCUUCGUAAUUGGUUAGGGUGACUGACUUGAUAAAUAAUAAAAAGUAUUUUUUAUAAUUUUAGUGGGCACUUGAGCAAAAAAAAAAAAAAAAAGAAAACAUUUUUUUUAAGUGCAUUAAAAUUUCAAUGUUUGAUUUUUAUAGUUAUUUGGACCCACUGCAUUUGAUAAGAAUUGCCAGCAGAGCUGAUUUCUUCUACCACCCAUUUUUUUUCGAAGCGUUAAAACAAAAAUGACGUCACCUAGUGACUGUCGUGGGGUGACAUUUUGGAUUGAAAGGCACAGAAUUUAGCUGAAAAUCUUAUGUUGUCACAAUAUCAUUAUAAAACAAAGGGAUUCUUUCAAACUGUAAUUUGAUAACAUCAACAAUAUAUAUAGCUGACGUACCACUAAACUUGCCUGUCACAGAGUUGACAAUGGAUUCAAUUACAGGUUCUCAAAAUGUCUUUUUUUUUUUUUGCUUGACGCAAUUUGAAUUGUCCUUUAUAUUACCCAUACCAUUAAAUGGAUCUUCAAAAUACAUUGUUCUAAAAAACAUUUUUGGUUGACAUAUUGAGUGCAUUCUGGUCAGUAAAAUUCAUGGCAGGGUAUGAUGUAUGUAUGAUAUGGAAAGCAUAAAGUAUGGCUAUCAUUUAAUGUCCACCGAAAAUAUAGAAAUCCUCUGAUAUGUAACAUAAUAGAAUAUUAUAGUAAUAAAAUAAAUAAAAAUAAAACAAAGUUCCAUUACAUAAAUAAACAUGUCAUAUUUACAAAUUAGGUAAAACGGAAAUUACAUUUUAAAAAUUAAUUAAUAAUAGUUCUAAAUUCUAAAAUGCACACAAAUUCCAUUAAAUAAUGCCAAAUGUCAUUAAAUAAAUAGAAAUUUAAUUAAAGUAUUUUAAAAAAUACAUUAAAAGAACAAUAUUCCACUAAAUAAAUAAGAAAUGCAAUAAUAAAAUAAUUAAAAAGAAAAGGUAAUUGAAUAAUGAAAAUGAUAAUUAUAUAACAAAUAAACAUUUAAUUAAUGCAACAAAAAUGUCAUUGAAUAAAUGAAAAUGCAUUUAAAUAUAUAAAAAUGUCAUUAAAUAAAUAGAAAUUCCAUUAAAUUAUUUAAAAAAAUAUAUUAAAUGAACAAAAAUUCACUAAAGAAAUACAAACAUUUAAGAAUGAAACAUUCUCUUUUAUGUUUAGUUUGAAUGUUAACUUCAAGUAGGACAGUGCUCGUGUCUCAAAUAUUUGCUCACAAGCCAAAGAAUAAAAUCGCCCCAAACGACAGAUUGUAUUUUGAGAACCUCGUAAGUCUUUAGAGCGCCUCGCUGUUGUGCCGUGGAAUUGAUCCGAUGGAAUAUAGUCCCGCCGCCUGCAGCUUUAAAUGGAUGUAUUUUUGUAGCUCAAUCACACAGUUAUGUGUAAAUGCUAAAUAUAAGUAGCAUACAUUUUUUUUCAGGUCUUAGUCGUGAUAUUUGAUUGACCGUUGAGCAGGGCACAGUUUCCACACAUUCAGCGGCCACGGCCACAGCAUUUGAGAGCAUAAACAGUGGCUUGAUUUUUCACCAGCCUCAUUUUACAUUCUUAGCCAUUUUUGGGGGGGAAAUUUAGCAUGGUUGUCACUGUAACAACACUCUUUUCUGUGCUGUGUCAAACUUACAAGAUUAUUUCACCGUGCCGCAUGAAAAUAAAAAAUUAGGAAUAAUAAUAAAAAAUAAUGAUAUUUUUAAUUUUAUAGUUACUUUUACUUUUAAUUUUCUUUCAUUUUUAUGAUGGUAAGUGGCAUUCGAAUUGUUAUAAUGUAUAAAUGUUUGAUUCACUUUUUAUUUAAUUUAUAUAUUGUGUAUUAAUGAAUGACAAUAAUUUCAAUAAAUUGUAAUUUUUAAUAUAGAAAUGUAAUAAUUGUAUUAUUUUUAAAUUGGAUUUAUUUUACUUAAUUUAUUUUUCUAGAAGGGGGCAGUCACUGCCAAGCGGUUUAUUUAAUUUAUUUUAUGCUACAUUACAUUUUUUCAUUUAUUUAAAAAAUUAUAAUUUAUUUUACUUUUAUAUUUGCUACAUAUUUUUAAUUUUUAAAUGGCAUUUAUUUUAUUUUACAACUUGAUUUAUUUUGUUUUAAAUUUUUUGGAUGAUGGGCGUAAGGUUUCAAUAAAAAAAAAAUUACACAUUUAUUUUUUUUUUUACUGUUGGUUGUUGGGGGUGGUGUACCUAAUGUUUCAUUUGUCUUUUUUAUCGAUUAAAAAAAAUCUCAUUCA
Molecule: messenger RNA, 7176 nt
Organism: Phyllopteryx taeniolatus (common seadragon)
Lineage: Eukaryota; Metazoa; Chordata; Actinopteri; Syngnathiformes; Syngnathidae
Product: sterol 26-hydroxylase, mitochondrial
Exons: 10
Coding region: 3245-4813 (522 amino acids)
Biological process (GO): cellular response to peptide hormone stimulus; cholesterol metabolic process; cortisol metabolic process
Cellular component (GO): mitochondrial inner membrane
Molecular function (GO): iron ion binding; oxidoreductase activity, acting on paired donors, with incorporation or reduction of molecular oxygen; monooxygenase activity
Source: RefSeq, a predicted model, not a curated record